Molecule: messenger RNA, 945 nt
Organism: Lactuca virosa
Lineage: Eukaryota; Viridiplantae; Streptophyta; Magnoliopsida; Asterales; Asteraceae
Source: the annotation of a GenBank genome assembly
AUGGAAAAGUAUGUCAAAAUCAAGAAACUUGGGGAAGGAUCAUAUGGGAUUGUCUACGAAGCAUUGAAUAAACUAACCGGUGAAGUGGUGGCGAUCAAGAAACUGAAGAGAAAGUGUAGCUCGAAGGAAGAAUGCAAAAAUCUGAUAGAAGUCAAGGCACUGCGGAAGAUGAAGCAUCCCAAUAUCGUAAAGCUCAAAGAAAUCAACGGAAAAAACGCUGACGUAUUCUUGGUAUUCGAAUGCAUGGAAUGCAGUCUCUACGAUCGUUUGAAAAAUAUCAGAAUGGUGUCUUUUUCUGAAAGCGAGAUCAAAAACUUGUGCUUCCAACUCUUUCAAGGUCUUGCACACAUGCAUGGCAAUGGCUACUUUCAUCGUGACCUCAAACCAGAUAACCUUCUUCUUUCUAAAGAUCAUGGCAUCAUAAAGAUUGCUGAUCUUGGUCAAGCUCGAGAGACAGAUGGGGAACCUCCAUACACCGAUUAUGUCACGACGCGCUGGUAUCGUGCCCCUGAGGUUUUUCUCCGUUCUUCUGUACAUGAUCCUGCGGUUGAUAUGUGGGCAAUGGGUGCAAUCAUGGCGGAGUUAUUCACCCGUCAGCCACUGUUUAAAGGUGAUAAUGGCGGAGAAGUAUUGUACAAGAUUUGCAGUGUGAUCGGAAGUCCAACAGAAAGCAAAUGGAGUUUGGGACUUCAACUUGCAGUUAAUGUGAAUUAUCAGUUCCCAGAUCUUCUUGGUGUGCCUCUUGCGUCCCUGUUACCAUCUGCAAGCAGCGAAGCAUUGUGUCUGAUUGCUACACUUCUUUCUUGGAAUCCAUGUUUGAGGCCGACUGCUAUGGAGGCACUUGAGCAUCCUUUCUUCGAUGAUGUCACACCUCCAAUCCACGUGAACAAAGAUCUACCAUGGAAGCGGGCGUUGUUGAAGCCGGCAAGAAGUUCGAAGAUCUAG